GAAGGACACGGUCAGGCCUUGCUUCAUGGAGAAGGCUCCGUCUGAAGUUCUGAUUGCGUCUCAGAGUCUCCGUCUUAACUCUCUUCCGCAGAUCGAAGAAGGCAACCGAUCCGGAAGAUGACCAGCUGGUUGUCGUCCGUCGAGAAGAUGAAGAGGUGAAUGGUGAUGCCCGCGGCCGCGGGAGCGGAGGGGAAGCUGCUGUGCGUCGUCUGCCUCGUCCCGCGCCCGGAAGAUCCACCCGUGCAGGGAGAUUAUGUGGAACAACGUGUGCAGCACAGCAUCAAGCGCCUUGGUUACGUUCUCGAUGCUAAAUAGUUCACUUACGUAGCACUUCUGCAGAGGAAUGAUACGUAGGUAUGGAUAAAUCAUAAAUGGCUGACUAUCUAGAAACAUUUUUGUUGGUGGUGUAAUUUCCUAACACCACUUUCCAGUUUCAGACUUAAGCCCGUUCACCCAAAUCGCGUCUCCGAAAAGUCCAAUCUGAACCCCAGACCCAAAUUGUAACGGCGAGAUGUUUAAUUUCUCAUUGAUACGUACCACACGGCAGGUGCGGUCCACUAUAUUAAGUUGAUGAGUAUUUGAAUGAUAUAGAUUGCCCCCAUUAAGAAAAUGUAUCGUUGAUCAUGCUCAUCUUUUUAUUUGUAAGUGGACUCCAAUCCCUUGCUCCUCCUUUUUGUCCUUGACUUGUUCAUAUAGGAUGUCUGAAAGACGCCAACAAAGUCUUGUUAUAUUAAUUUGAUUGUUGGAAGAUAAGCAAUGACAUUGUACACAAUCCCAGCGGUGACAACCGGAGAAAGAAUAACAUUGAUCAAGCAUACAAUCUCUUUAGGGCAUCUCCAGCCGCGCCGCCAACAGGCCCUCCCCAGACGAUUUUUUCGCGCCGGCGCCCAAAACGCCCAGUCGCGCCCCCAAGAGCCUGUUUUUCGGCGGCUUGAGCCGAAAUUGGUGCCGGCGUACUCAGGCCGAACCGGGGGCGCCGGGGCGAGUGGUUUUGGCACGAACGGGCUGCGGGCCCGCCGAGUCAGCGACACCCGCCUCGUCGUCCUCACAAACGCCUCGGUUUCCCGCGGGGAAUCAAUGGCAAGGAUGCCACCGGUCAGCCUUCUAUUGAUGCCUCACGGGCGGCAUGGCGACGCCCCCCUUCCGCCAUGCGUACACACGGCGCCCGGCUAUAAAAAGCAGCCUCUCCCUCGCCUCUGGCCACACCGCCCACAGCUCCGCCGCCGAGCUCUCUGCCUCUCUCCCCGCGCACAGCCGCCCACUCUCUUCCCCCUCUCUCCCCGUGCCCUCCUCCCCGAGACGAUGGCCGAGCGGUUCCCCGGCGAAUGGGCGGCGGCGAACGGCUUCGGCCGCCGCUCCCUUCACGAGUGGGAGGCUUAUCUUCUUUUCGAGGCCAACAUCCCGGCGCCUCCCAACAUGCGCGUCGGGCCGUCGGGUUGGAGGCUUAGCGCCGGCGGUGUCCCCAUUUGCCCGGUGCCCGACGUCGACGCGCGCCCCGACCUCUUCGCCGCCGAGGUCGACCACGUUUGUGCGUCAAUGACGGACGAGCAGCGGGCCCUCCCGCAGUACGCCGCCGGCAACCAUGGGGCAUGGGCGGCGUACUUUCAGCACUGGCAGGCGCAACGGAUCGCCUCCACCAACGGGGCGCCGACGGUCAGGGGCAGACAGAACAACGAGGGGCGCCGCCUGUGGUGGGGUGCCCCCGGCCGCUCGCUUCACGCCGUCCUCCAGCACCUCGAGGGCGGCAACGACCCAUCCAUGCCUACCCUCCCGCCCCGGCCCGGAACGACGACUAGUGGAUGCCGAGGAGGGUGGCGUCCACUUCUUCCUCCUCCUCCCGUUCCUCCUCGUCGGGGUCGCCGUCGCUGCUCAACGUCAAGGCCGAGCCCGGCGAGACACCGCUCGGCCGGUGAACACACAACGCCGGCAUCGUCAUCAACGAUGGCGGGCGCGCCUCCUCCUCGGCCCCUUCCCGCUUCGUCAAGCCGAAGACGGAGCCCAGGCUCACCGCGGUGAAGACGGAGCCGGGGCUCACCGGUCAAGACGGAGCCGGGCCUCUCCGAGGAGGCGGCGUUGAAAUGGGCGUGCAAGGACUGGGCGCAGACGGAGCUAGAGCGCCAGUGCCGCGCCCUAGAGCAGUACUCCGCUCGGCGCCGGGGCCGCGACAAGGGAGGAGUCAUCGUCCUCGACGACGACGUGUCGCCACCGGUCCGCCAGGGCGACGACAGACAGGGGUCCAAUAGGGGCGGCAGCGGCCGCGUCAAGGAGGAGAAGGACGACGGCGAUGGCGGUGAAGGCAACAGCGACAGCGACGAGGACUUCGCCGCGCUCAGCGCGUUUUUCCUGUAGCUAGGUUUUUUUCUUAAGUCUGCUAUGUAAAAACAUGUUAAGCGCCGAAGUUUAUUGUAAGUUUGCUAUAUUUUGCCGAAAUUUAUGCCCGUUUGCCGAAUUAUAGCGGAACUUAUGUUUAAAAAGAAUUAAAAAAAAACUUCUGGGCGACCCUCGGGCCGGCGACUCGGAACCCGAUCGGUCCCAAGCCAAUUUUUUCUCCGGGUCACCCCCAGGCGGAGAAUUUUCGAGUCCCCUAGGGGGCCAACGGCUGGAGAUGCUCUUACACUUGUCUUCGCUUAAUAAUAUCCUCACUGCACCAAAUCCCUUAUCACCACUAUCUGCUUGUGUCCUGCUUCUUAUAUCUCCAUAUGAUUGACAGCUUAGAAUCUUAUUAUCAGUUAUGAAUCCUCACAUCGUAAACCUACUACUUUCAUGCACUUAAUUGUUCCAAGCUACUAUUAUCCAUGAGCUCAUCCAAAACCAUUCCAAAAAAUUGGAUGGGAAAAUGUGGAUAUAAAUGUGUAUUCAUAUGACUGGUCUUCGUAUUGCUAGUGAUAUUUGUUUUUUGCGAAUCUAUUGCUAGUGAUAUAUAUCAGCAUUUAUUUCAUGCAUCAUGCUCAUAUUCAUGAAAACAUCACGAGACUGAGAUAAAUCAAGUCGAUGCUCUUUGGCCUAAGAGCCAAUUUGCAGAAUUGUGCUAUGAUGAAUUUGUCUUGUGAGCUUAGUGUCAUGUUUGGACUCGGUUACUAUUUAAACCACUACCAAUGUACACUUACCACACAAUAAAAACUUUUUUUCUAGUAGCAAGAAUGAGAUUAUAAAGUCAUUUUCUAUUGAUCGAUUAUUUUAAGAUCAUAUUGUGAAAUAGAAAAAGAUGUUAAAACAAUUUAACUAAUCAAAUUUGUCAUGAUCCACCAAAAUGUCAAAUGCAGCUAAGAGUAUGAGGUGGCCACUUGAUUCUCAUUAGAAGACGUCAGUUGUUUAUUUUCCCAAUAAUUUUGUAGACAACUCAACAUCCUUUGUAUUAAUGCUUUCAGCACUUGUUCUCAUAUUUGCCUCAUAAAGAAUCUGAACAUUGCUCAUAUUAUAAUUGAUGUGUCAGUGCGUUCUGACUAUUUGUUUGUGUAUAUCCUCUUCGAUAUCAAUUGUAUUUGCUCCAAUGGUUAUCAACUGUAUUUGCACCAAUGGUUAUGAGCUGUGGAUACUUCAGCAUCCAUUAUCCUUAAUUUGUCUAUCUUAACCUUUUGUGUUGCCUAAGUUUUGUCCAUCUUAACUUUUUCCCCCUAAACAUCUAUCCCAGCGCCUACCUUACAUAUCCCAAUUUUUCUUAAAUGGGGGUGAUUGUUGUCACUUGAGCGCAAAAAAAAAGUACAAGACGUGAUUUAUUUGUCAAUCUUAGAUGCCAAGAUAAGUUGCUAGACAUGAUGGAAGUGGAUUUUUGUUCUGGCCUUUAUGGGCUUCCAUUCUAAAAAUAAAGCAAGGCAGCAAAAGUAUAAGUUUCAUAUGGAGAUUUUUUUUAGAAAAGGGGGGCUCCACGGCCUCUGCAUCAGAACGAUGCAUACGGCCACAUUUAUUUAAUAAAUAGGUUCAAUAAUAUCUCAAAGUCUGGAAAUGUAAAUAAAAGCGAGCUCACACAGAGCCUCAACACAAACAGACAAAAAGCCACAUAGCCACAACCGGCUGACAGUAUAAAGACAGGAAAACUAAUCAUCUAUCUUAUUACAUGACCGCCAUCCAAACCGGUUGAAGAUAUCCCGCGCAACCAUCUCCCACCGGACAGAUCCAGUAACCAAACGCUCCCUGGGCGCAAUCGGAGUGAGUAAGGACCACAAACGGAUCAGCGCCGUGGCACGGAA
Triticum aestivum (bread wheat) is the source of this 4187-nucleotide messenger RNA. RefSeq lists its product as uncharacterized. The record is from RefSeq and is a predicted model, not a curated record. The transcript has 2 exons. Lineage: Eukaryota; Viridiplantae; Streptophyta; Magnoliopsida; Poales; Poaceae. The coding region runs from base 757 to 2016 and encodes 419 amino acids.